Molecule: messenger RNA, 615 nt
Organism: Orbilia oligospora ATCC 24927
Lineage: Eukaryota; Fungi; Ascomycota; Orbiliomycetes; Orbiliales; Orbiliaceae
Exons: 1
Coding region: 1-615 (204 amino acids)
Biological process (GO): response to salt stress; protein complex oligomerization; response to hydrogen peroxide
Source: RefSeq, a predicted model, not a curated record
AUGCUUUCUUUCCCCCGCCUCAUUAGCCGUGAAAUGCGUCCCUGGCUUCGCCUCUUCGAAGAGCUCGAAGGUUCAAACCCUCAACAUCACAACUCCUUCCGCUCCCAACUCUCCUCCUUCACUCCAUCCUUCGACGUCAAAGAAACCAAGGACUCAUAUGUCUUGGAUGGUGAACUCCCCGGUGUAACCGACAAAUCCGCUUUGGACCUAACCUUCGUCGACGAGAAUACUCUAGUCGUUAAGGGAAGAGUCGAGCGGAAUACUGAGACAGGGAAUCCCUCUUCUUCUUCUUCUGGUACUACCGAGGCAGCAACAGAGAAUAAAGAACAAGGAACGACGAAGAGUUACCACGCUCCAUCUGUUGAAGAGGAAGGCGAAUCUUCGGCGGCUGUGACGAAGACGUCUGAGACUUCUACUGAAAUCGAAAAGAAACAAGACACUGGUGAUAAAUACUGGGUUCGCGAACGAUAUGUUGGCGAAUUCCAGCGAGCAUUCAACUUCCCGCAGUCCGUCGACCACGAAGCAGUCAAGGCUUCACUUAAAGAUGGAAUCUUGAGCAUUGUGGUUCCCAAGAAGACUAAGCCAGAGGGUUUCCGGAAGAUCAAUAUCGAAUAA